This is a messenger RNA of Triplophysa rosa, 4279 nucleotides long. RefSeq names its product solute carrier family 15 member 1b (gene slc15a1b). Lineage: Eukaryota; Metazoa; Chordata; Actinopteri; Cypriniformes; Nemacheilidae. The record is from RefSeq and is a predicted model, not a curated record. The coding region runs from base 362 to 2512 and encodes 716 amino acids. Gene Ontology annotation, cellular component: membrane. Gene Ontology annotation, molecular function: dipeptide transmembrane transporter activity. Gene Ontology annotation, biological process: oligopeptide transport; transmembrane transport. The transcript has 23 exons.
UAUUAAUUUUAACUGUCUAUUUUAUUACAAAGGCCAAAAGUUCACAUGGUUUGGUUUGCAGUAGAAAUCGAUAAGGGAGCCGUAAAUAACUAAACAACUCCUUAAUUCCCUCAUUCCCCCCACACAGUCACAUUACUGUUAACAUACGCUGUCAUAAAAUACACCGUCAAUCCUAUUUUAACCCUGUGGUGUUCUGAGGUUUAUUGCGCAGAGUCUAUAAAACUGUGCUACCUGUGUACCAGGCCUUCAGAGUCAGUUCCAUCUGUCUCGAGGAGUGUGUGUGUGUGUGUGUGUGUGUGUGUGUGUCUCUGUUCUAAAGGAUAAUCUUUAAGGACUAGAAGCCAACCACAUAGCCGUCAUCAUGGAGGACAAAGAGCAUGGAAAAGAGAAGAAGACCAGGAAAAGUCCGGAGUGCUGUGGUUAUCCGAUAAGCAUAUUUUUCAUUGUGGUGAAUGAGUUCUGUGAGAGAUUCUCCUACUAUGGCAUGAGAGCUGUGUUGGUGCUGUACUUCAGAUAUUUCCUCCGCUGGGAUGAUGAUUUGGCCACCACCAUCUACCACACAUUUGUGGCUCUGUGCUACCUAACGCCCAUCCUGGGGGCCGUCAUUGCUGACUCAUGGCUGGGCAAGUUCAAGACAAUCGUGUCCCUGUCCGUAGUGUACUGUAUUGGCCAGGUGGUCAUGGCCGUCAGCUCCAUCCAUGACAUCACGGACACCGAUAGAGAUGGCACACCUGACAACUUGUCCUUACAUAUUGCUUUGUCCAUGGUGGGACUCCUUCUUAUUGCCUUGGGAACAGGCGGUAUUAAACCAUGUGUGGCUGCGUUUGGAGGAGAUCAGUUUGAAGAUCAUCAGGAAAAACAAAGGAGCACUUUCUUCUCCAUAUUUUAUCUGUCUAUCAACGCCGGCAGUCUUCUCUCCACGCUCAUCACUCCCAUUCUGAGAUCUCAGGAGUGCGGUAUCCACACAAAGCAGCAAUGUUACCCGCUGGCUUUCGGCGUCCCGGCAGCUCUCAUGGUGGUCGCCCUCAUUGUGUUUAUCGUAGGCAAAGGCAUGUACGUUAUGGACACCCCUAAAGGCAACGUCCUGCUGCAAGUCAUGAAAUGCAUUGGAUUUGCAAUUAAGAACCGUUUCAAAAAACGUGGUAAGCAGUAUCCAAAGAGAGAGCACUGGAUGGACUGGGCCGAAGAUAAAUAUGAUAAACUUCUGAUCGCUCAAGUGAAGAUGGUAUUAAAGGUGAUGUUCCUCUAUAUCCCUCUGCCAAUGUUCUGGGCUUUAUUUGAUCAGCAGGGCUCCCGCUGGACUCUCCAGGCUACCACUAUGAAUGGCAACUUUGGAGCAUUUAAUAUUGAACCGGAUCAGAUGCAGAUUGUCAACCCCAUUCUGAUUGUUAUUAUGGUGCCCAUCAUGGACAAUCUAGUCUAUCCACUUAUCAAAAAGUGCCACGUUAACUUAACGCCUCUACGGAGGAUAACCAUUGGUAUGCUGCUGGCUGCAUUAGCAUUCGUGGCUGCCGCCCUUCUGCAGAUUCAAAUCGAUAAAACAUUGCCUAAGUUCCCCUCCAGCUCCCAAUCCCAAGUAAAGUUCCUGAACUUGGAGAGCAGAGAUCUGGCUGUUUCUGUGUCUGGACAACAGCCAUUUAAUGUACUUGCUUUUGAGGCUUCGGGCGAUUAUUUGACAUUUGACGGUGACAGCUUUACAGUGUCAGUUGCGGGAGGAAACCCUGUUAUGACUAAUUUCUUGAAAGGAGCGAGACAAACGGUUUUAUUUAAUGCUGCAGGUAUCCUAGAAACUCUUCAAGACUUAAAACAGAAACCAGAGCAAGGCGUUAAUGACAUCAAGUUUGUGAAUGGCUUUAGAUCACCGCUAAACAUCUCAACGAAGUCUCAAACAUUGGGUUUCAUCGCUCCGUUGAAAGUAUCAAACAACACAAGCGUUCGCCAGGGCAAAACUGACUUCAGUAUUGCGAACGCGGCAGGAGAGAUGUGCAGUUACACCAUGCAGCUCGGCUUCGGUAGUUCCUACACGGUCCUGAUCCCCAGCAACUUCAGUUUUGGCACAAACUGUGGCGAGAACAUUAAGGAAACAGAGAAUAUCGAGCCAAACACUGUCCACAUGGCCUGGCAGGUCAUUCAGUACUUUCUGAUGACCUGCGGAGAAGUGAUGUUCUCCGUCACUGGAUUGGACUUUUCUUAUGCACAGGCUCCAAGCAACAUGAAGUCUGUCCUCCAGGCGGGUUGGCUGUUGACCGUAGCCGUGGGCAACGUUAUUGUGCUCAUCGUAGCCGAGGCAGGCACACUUCGGGACCAGUGGGCAGAAUACGUACUAUUCGCUUCGCUCCUAGUGGCCGUGAGCAUAAUCUUCUCCAUCAUGGCUUACUUCUACACCUACAUAGACCCGGCAGAGAUCGAGGCUAAAUUUAUAGAGCACGAGCCAGAAGACAAGGAAAAGAAAGAUAUUGAGAUGACAAAGAGAGAUUCGGUUUCAUCAGAGGUCAAACAGACGAAGAUCUAAACGCAUCACUUCGUCAUCCUCCAGCUUACAAGUGUUUGUGUCUAAUGUCUUUAACUACUGAUCCGAGAACUGAUUCGCCCUUUUCUUAUCCUGGUUUGGCUUGGGAUUCAUCAUAGUAGAAUUUCCAAGAAAUGGCCAAUUCUGCCUACAAUGUGCUGGAGGAUGACCGCUAUGGUCAGUAGACUAUCAGAUGUGUGUUGGUGCCCUUAAAGGUGGGUUGUAUUUAUUAGUGUGUUAUGUUACUAUCAAUUAAGAGUAAAGAAAAGAGUGUUCUUCUGGGUGGUGGACUAGCAAAGCAAUGCAAAUAACCACCGCUGUGGAAAACCAUGAGACUGAACCUCCUGUUGUGUUGUUCACCCAAAACUAAAUAAAUCUGUAAUUUAUUCAUCCUCAUGUUGUUCAAAACAUGUAUAUGACUUUUUUCUGUGGAACACAAAAAAUGUAUAUUUUGAGAAAUGUCUCUGUGGUUGUGUGGCCAUACAAUGCAUGUCAAUGGGGGCCAGUGUUGGUUACCAACAUUAAAAAAAAAAUCUUCUUUUGUGUUCUCCAAAAGAAAGAAUCAUAUAGUUUUAGAACUACUUUUUUUAUGAAUAGAUAUUGAUCUUUAAGUAGCUGUAUUAAAGGGAAUUCAUUUUUGCACCUUUGUAGAUAAUGGUGUUAUUUUAUGGAGUGACUACAAAUAACCACUUAAACAUUUGCAUUCAGUGUUUUUGGGAAAUAUGUAUUUCUAGAUUUUUUACAUGAUGUCGACUUGUAAAUGGCUUUUAAACGACAACAGCUUCAAUAAGAAUGCAUGAAAUGAAAGAAUCAGCUUUUGAUGAAGUGCUUCAAUAAAGUAUACCUCUACCAUAAAUUCUGAAUUUCAAUACGAUUGAGUUUUGGGAGUGAAUCAAUAAGAAAGCCGAGACUGUUGGUAGGAUCUUAAUUCUUAUUUAUGAGUAAAACCCUUUAAUUUCUUAUUAAAAUUAACAGAUCACCCCCAAAAAUGUACAUUUGAUAAAAAGGCAAGGCAUUUCAGUAAUGGCCAUUUCAUGAUUUUUAAAUAUUUACCUUUCUUUUGUUUCUAACAAUAUCUGCAGAAGCUCUUGGCCGUCUGUACACAGUGAUUCGUUUGCAAAAAUCCAUCAUCUCUUUUAAAGGUCUGUAAAACUGAGACUAUAUACACAGAUCUGUACACAAAUCCAAACAGCGCCCUCUGUCUUUCUGGAUGACUACUCUGCUCGCGGCAGAUUACCUGAGAUUUCAGCACGAGAACUGCAAUCUCCUUCACGCCAGGGCUUGAAAACACACGCACCGACAGACAUACAUCUUCACACAUGCAUUUUGUCAUGCACACUAUCUUGUUAAAGAUGAGACAAACGACCCAUCUCGCUGCCCUGUGAUGGCAUACGCCUAAUGCAUUCUUCCAAAAGCUCGGGUGCCAUGAUGCAAAACUAUCAGUCUCCGACUCAUUCUGUGCUUCGCCAAAUGAGUUACAUCUAUGUUUCGACCUAUGCUGUCUUCAUUAGAAACACACUAUGACACAUACACCCGCUCACUCCAGAGAGUGUUCCAGGAGAUUAUAAAAGAAAAGUGAAACUAGGGGAAGCUUGAGGAGUUUGAUAAGUUCUCUUGAUAAGCUAUUGAAGGACAGUUGGUCCUCCAGGGUAGACGUCACAGAGUCUGCUGGUGUAAGGAUUCGCUGAGCUGAUGCCGGGGGGCGGGACCAAAGAGAGACGGACAGGCUAAUGGAAUAAUCACUGGUGCGAGGAGGAGGAUGUUCUUGCC